Molecule: messenger RNA, 1682 nt
Organism: Harmonia axyridis
Lineage: Eukaryota; Metazoa; Arthropoda; Insecta; Coleoptera; Coccinellidae
Product: G-protein coupled receptor Mth2-like
Exons: 8
Coding region: 385-1596 (403 amino acids)
Biological process (GO): cell surface receptor signaling pathway; G protein-coupled receptor signaling pathway
Cellular component (GO): membrane
Molecular function (GO): G protein-coupled receptor activity
Source: RefSeq, a predicted model, not a curated record
AGUUUUCGAUAAACGUCUAAUAGGCCAUCGCCGAGAAACAUCUGUAUAGGGCGGCCAAUUUUUAUCAGCCCAGGGCGGCAUUUCUUCAAUUACGUGUGUGGAUCUGGGGAAGAUUUGAAGAAAACUUAAGAGUAGAGUUUUUUAGACUAAGCCAAUUCGGAUGCUCCGAUUCGGAAACGACCUUGAUUGACAUCUCUGAUGAGAAUCCAUGCCGAAUAUUUGCGGCAGUCGCAGUCGAACAUCGCUAGUUGAAUACAGAAGUUAAUAGUGAUAGUGAUAACAGAAGAAAAAACAGUGGCAUCUACGCAUCUCAUUAAAGUGAGGAAAUUUGUUGUUGACGAUUCCGUUCGAAAAUUGUGAAUUGAAUUCGAUAAUUUUGCAGUUAUGAAUUUGCAAUGGAUCAUUGCAAUAUUUAUGCUCGUCCUGCAGUCAGCGACAUGUAACAUAAGAAACUGUUGCCAAGGAGACAACGUCUUGGUGAAAAAAAAAUGUGUCACUGGUUCUAUAAACGAUACACUCAGCUGCCCCAACAGAUUUCUAUUGCACAUUGAAGAUUUGGAUAAAAUAGACGAAAUAAAUGGUCACAUCGUUUUCGCCAAUAUUUUGAAAGAAAGCGAUAGUUUUUGCAGAACUUCUCUAAACGACUCAGACUUGUUCAUAGUGUGCUACGAUCCGGAAGAAAUUGGUGAACCUUACGAUUGGUACAUUUUUGUUGGAUUCCUAUCGUCAUUUUUCCUUUUCCUUACUGCGGCCAUUUAUGUUAUUCUACCGGAAUUAUUGGAUUUACAGGGCUUAUGUGUUGUCCAUUCCGUUUUAGGAUUGGCAUUCGCAUUCAUCGUCUUGGGAGUCAAUCGGAUGGUAGAUGAUGUAGCCCCUUACGUCUGCAAUUUUUAUGCGUUCUCGUUAUAUUUCUGCUUUCUCUACUCCUUCUUCUGGCUCAACGCGUACUCAUUCCACCUUUGGAGGACAACAACGCAACCAAAAAUAUUCGAAAAUGUGACUAGAUGGAAAAGGAUUUACUACAUCUACAGUUGCGGUUUUCCUCUUUUUCUGCUAUCAGUUGUGUGUUUCUCUCAAGUCUCCAAUCUUUACAUAUACACACAUCCACGAAUGGCGGAGGAGUCCAUAUGUUGGUUCGGAACCCUUGAAGCUUCCUUCGUUUAUCUGUUCGUUCCAAUUUCAAUAAUACUAGCUCUUAACAUAAUCUUUUUCUUCUCCACGAUAUAUACAUUAUGGAAGGAAAUCCAGCAAUACGAUGGAAGAAGAUUGAAAAUUAUAAAAUAUAGAUUGGGACUCUGCUUCAGAAUGUUUUUUGUGAUGGGAAUAUCAUGGAUUUUUGAAGUUCUUUCUGCUGCAUUCGAGAACGAGCACCCUUCCGUGAUAUGGAGGAUAACCGAUGCCAUCAAUGCUCUUCAAGGUGUUUCAAUAUUUCUUGUGAUGGUUGUGUUUCGAAAACGGGUAUAUCGUUUGUUGGCGCAAAAACCCUUCGGUCGAUGGUUACCCUCUACUUGGAGAUCUGUUGGAGGAGAUGAUGAGGAAGAUGAAGAAUGUACUGAAGUAAACGAUUUGAAACUUGACUCUGUUGCUGAAUCGUAAAUUUGCUGAAUUUUUUGGCAAAUAUCUACCUAGUCAAAGCAUUUGUACAUAUAUAGAGUAUAUUUCUAAUAAAAUAUGCUUGGACC